AUGUUGGUUGGUAUUAUAAGAUCAUCGCUUCUCACAUUAACAAUCUCUAAAGGUCAAAGAUGGGGUCCGUCAAGUUCUAAUGAGUGUUUCUUCAGGUUCAUGGUACAGAGGAAGGGUCACACUACCACCAGGGUCAUAAAACUACUCCUGGAAAUGCCCACAACUCCUACGAAAGCCUUGUCAAAUGUGUGUUUCUUUAGGUUCAUGGUACAGAGGAAGGGUCACACUACCACCAGGGUCAUAAAACUACUCCUGGAAAUGCCCACAACUCCUACGAAAGCCUUGUCAAAUGUGUGUUUCUUUAGGUUCACGGUACAGAGGAAGGGUCACACUACCACCAGGGUCAUUGAACUACCCCUGGAAAUGCCCACAACUCCUACGAAAGCCUUGUCAAAUGUGUGUUUCUUUAGGUUCAUGGUACAGAGGAAGGGUCACACUACCACCAGGGUCAUAAAACUACCCCUGGAAAUGCCCACAACUCCUACGAAAGCCUUGUCAAAUGUGUGUUUCUUUAGGAUCACGGUACAGAGGAAGGGUCACACUACCACCAGGGUCAUAAAACUACUCCUGGAAAUGCCCACAACUCCCACGAAAGCCUUGUCAAAUGUGUGUUUCUUUAGGUUCAUGGUACAGAGGAAGGGUCACACUACCACCAGGGUCACAAAACUACCCCUGGAAAUGCCCACAACUCCCACGAAAGCCUUGUCAAAUAGGUGUUUCUUUAGGUUCAGGGUACAGAGGAAGGGUCACACUACCACCAGGGUCACAAAACUACCCUUGGAAAUGCCCACAACUCCUGCGAAAGACUUGUCAAAUGUGUGUUUCUUUAGGUUCACGGUACAGAGGAAGGGUCACACUACCACCAGGGUCAUAAAACUACUCCUGGAAAUGCCCACAACUCCCACGAAAGCCUUGUCAAAUGUGUGUUUCUUUAGGUUCAUGGUACAGAGGAAGGGUCACACUACCACCAGGGUCACAAAACUACCCCUGGAAAUGCCCACAACUCCUACGAAAGCCUUGUCAAAUGUGUGUUUCUUUAGGUUCACGGUACAGAGGAAGGGUCACACUACCACCAGGGUCAUAAAACUACUACUGGAAAUGCCCACAACUCCUACGAAAGCCUUGUCAAAUAGGUGUUCUUGGGCAAGGAAAUGUCUUAUUACAAAGAAAAAAAUACGUAAAUAA
Eriocheir sinensis (Chinese mitten crab) is the source of this 1185-nucleotide messenger RNA. RefSeq names its product melanoma-associated antigen C1-like. The record is from RefSeq and is a predicted model, not a curated record. Lineage: Eukaryota; Metazoa; Arthropoda; Malacostraca; Decapoda; Varunidae. The transcript has 2 exons. Bases 1 to 1185 code for a protein of 394 amino acids.